Closterium sp. Yama58-4 is the source of this 513-nucleotide messenger RNA. NCBI's taxonomy places the organism in Eukaryota, Viridiplantae, Streptophyta, Zygnematophyceae, Desmidiales, Closteriaceae. The record is from the annotation of a GenBank genome assembly.
AUGGUGUGCGAUUCAAGUUUGAAGGCACCCAGUCCGUGGCAAAAGCAGAGUGUGAAGGCACGCGAGCGUGUGAAGGCACGUGAGCUUGUGAAGGCACGUGAGCUUGUGAAGGCACGUGAGCUUGUGAAGGCACGUGAGCUUGUGAAGGCACGUGAGCGUGUGAAGGCACGUGAGCUUGUGAAGGCACGUGAGCUUGUGAAGGCACGUGAGCGUGUGAAGGCACGUGAGCUUGUGAAGGCACGUGAGCUUGUGAAGGCACGUGAGCGUGUGAAGGCACGUGAGCUUGUGAAGGCACGUGAGCUUGUGAAGGCACGUGAGCUUGUGAAGGCACGUGAGCUUGUGAAGGCACGUGAGCUUGUGAAGGCACGUGAGCUUGUGAAGGCACGUGAGCUUGUGAAGGCACGUGAGCUUGUGAAGGCACGUGAGCUUGUGAAGGCACGUGAGCUUGUGAAGGCACGUGAGCUUGUGAAGGCACGUGAGCUUGUGAAGGCACGUGAGCUUGUGAAGGCAUGA